AUGUCGGUGUACAUCCAGCUGACGCACGACCUGUCGGGGACGGUGACGGCCGUGACGAUCGGGGAUUGGAUCCUGGGCAUCCUGAAGCAGAAAAACAUCCAGGAGUACGAAGUGUUCUUUAAGAAGUUUCUCAACAUUUAUCAGAAGCAGGACAAAGAUUCGGAGAGUAACAAUCGAUCGGAAAUAUUUUCUCUACUCCUCUCGGCCAGCGACUUGGUGUUUGAGACCCUAGUGGAGACAAAGAAAAACAACAAGAUAAAAGUUACCAUUGAUAAUAAGGAGAGUGUGAAAACAUAUAAUGAAUUCUACAGAGAGGUGGAAGAAUACUUCGUCAUCCUGAUAUCUAUUCUGCAGUUAGAAUUUAAGACCGUCGAAGAUUUGAACAAUGCUACCAACAACUUCAUCAUGGCCAUUAAAAAUUUUAAUGUCUUCCCAGAGUUGCGAUUAAAGAUUCUGCAGCUUCUUUAUAACUCCUUCAGUGUGAAUUUCUCUUUUAGAUUUCCAACGUUCAUUGCGAUUUUACAGUUCUCUUCACAGAAUAAUAUUUUCCAUUUUAUGCUUCCCUAUAUCAAAUUCAUCGACCAGUGGAUUAAAGAGUGGAACAUCAGCUCAAGAGAGAAGAGACAAAUAUAUCUGAUCAUCGCCCAAGAGCUCAAAAAGCUAAAAAAGUAUGAAGAAUCUUUUAAACAUCUAAAUAAACACGUCUACUACUUCCAGAAGGAACCACCUGAAGUGUUGAAUCAUCCAACCACCGUAAAUGCGACUAUUGAACUCAUUGCAGAUGCGAUUAAUCUGAAGAACAAUAUUUACUUCCACCAAUUGCUAACCCUAGAAGCUAUCCAGAACUUACAAAACAUUGAAGAACAUAAACCCAUUUUCCACUUACUAACAAUAUUCUACCAAUACAGUAUCCACGAAUUUCUAGCGUUUAAAAAUAACUACGGUGAGGAGUUAUUCACCAAGUAUAAUAUCGACUACGAAGUUGCAGAGAAUAAGAUAUACCUUCUUUCCAUUAUCUCCCUUUUUAAAGACACCAAAGUGCAAAACAUUGAAUACAUCUCAGAAAGACUCCACAUCAGUACUCUCAAAAUUGAGAAUAUUCUUGUCGCUGCCAUCGGAAGUGGAAUUAUCGAUGCGAAGAUAGACCAGAUAAAUAAAAGCGUACAAAUGAAGACCACCAUUUUGAGGCACUUUGACGACACCCACUGGGAAAUCUUAAACGCACAAAUCAGCAAGUAUAUCAACAAUGUGCAGAAAAUCCUCGACAUUACCACGUCCCGCUCGAGACCUAUGCAGGGCAAAUAG
Messenger RNA from Plasmodium inui San Antonio 1, 1305 nucleotides. RefSeq lists its product as hypothetical. Gene Ontology annotation, molecular function: translation initiation factor activity. Gene Ontology annotation, biological process: cytoplasmic translational initiation. The coding region runs from base 1 to 1305 and encodes 434 amino acids. Gene Ontology annotation, cellular component: cytoplasm; eukaryotic translation initiation factor 3 complex. NCBI's taxonomy places the organism in Eukaryota, Apicomplexa, Aconoidasida, Haemosporida, Plasmodiidae. The record is from RefSeq and is a predicted model, not a curated record. The transcript has a single exon.